GUUUCCAUCCACCUGCGCGUUCGAAGCCGGGCCGGAACUGUCGGAGGGGGCACCUGUGGUUCACCGGAAGGCGUUGGGAGACGCACCGGAAGGCGUUGGGAGACGGACCGGAAGGGAAAACGAGCUGAGGUGAUUCGUUGGGGGAGCUUCUCCCGCUUGACCUGAGAGCCGCUCGGCUUUGGACGGCGCUUGUGGGCGGUCGCCCGGGGGAGACGCCGCCGGCAUGUCCGCCUUCGUGGACUUCAAAACCUAUGUGGAUCAAGCAUGUAGAGCAGCGGAAGAAUUUGCAAACAUUUAUUAUGAAACCAUGGAUAAAAGAAGACGGGUAUUAACCAGACUGUACACUGAUGAUGCAACUCUAGUUUGGAAUGGGAAUGCUAUAUCUGGCCAAGAAGGCCUUGCUAAAUUCUUUGAGAUGUUACCAUCUAGUGACUUCCAAGUGAACACGUUUGAUUGCCAGCCUGUUCAUGAGCAAGCGACUCAGAAUCAGACUACUGUUCUUGUCGUGACCUGUGGGACUGUCAAAUUUGAUGGGAACAAGCCACAGUACUUCAACCAGAACUUCCUGCUAACAGAACAGACAACAAAUAACAACACAGUCUGGAAAGUCAUGAGUGAUUGUCUCCGUUUCCAAGAAAGCCUUCAUUAGUGAGAGGAGCAAAAUGUUUUCUUCUGGAUUUGGGGAUGAUCCUGUUGAGCAUGGAAAUUCACCCGUGUCUCCACACCUCUUUGUACGUUUCACAGUUAUAGCAUAUGUUGUUUUUAAUGAAAGAACUUCCUUGCUUUCAAGGUUUCAUUAGGCCGCAUCGCAGCCAAGUUUAACUCUACUGAUUACCUCUUUAAGUGACAGUGGAAUCGUUUUUAUAAGCCUUCUGUGCACUUUCCAACUUUAACAGAUUUCAGAUUUAACACAUUACGGACCCUCCUCCUCCUUGAAUAUUUUGGGAGAAAUGCUAUUAGGCACAAGUUUUGUUUACUUCGAUGAGAAUUAAAAUGAUGGUGGAAGGAUAAA
Pantherophis guttatus is the source of this 1012-nucleotide messenger RNA. RefSeq names its product nuclear transport factor 2 like export factor 2 (gene NXT2). NCBI's taxonomy places the organism in Eukaryota, Metazoa, Chordata, Lepidosauria, Squamata, Colubridae. The record is from RefSeq and is a predicted model, not a curated record. Gene Ontology annotation, biological process: nucleocytoplasmic transport.